This is a messenger RNA of Telopea speciosissima, 357 nucleotides long. RefSeq names its product wax ester synthase/diacylglycerol acyltransferase 11-like. Gene Ontology annotation, molecular function: diacylglycerol O-acyltransferase activity; long-chain-alcohol O-fatty-acyltransferase activity. The coding region runs from base 7 to 357 and encodes 116 amino acids. Gene Ontology annotation, cellular component: plasma membrane. The transcript is spliced from 2 exons. Lineage: Eukaryota; Viridiplantae; Streptophyta; Magnoliopsida; Proteales; Proteaceae. Gene Ontology annotation, biological process: triglyceride biosynthetic process. The record is from RefSeq and is a predicted model, not a curated record.
GGGUAUAUGAUUCUUCCUGUUUAUUAUCAUAGAGAAGUCAAUGAUCCUCUUCAGUAUGUAAAGAGAGCUAAAGCUAUGAUUGACAAGAAGAAGCUUUCUUUGGAAGCACACUUCUCAUACAGGCUUGGAGCAUUAGCAUUGUCCCUUUUGGGCCCAAAGGUAGCGGUGUAUCUCAACAACAGGAUUAUCUGUAAUACUACAUUCACAAUGUCGAAUGUUCUUGGGCCACAAGAGGAGAUUAUGGUGGCUGGGAAUCCUAUCACUUACAUUUGGGUGAAUAUGUCUGCCUCGGCUCAUGUAAAGCUUCCAACAUGUUUGCUCUUCUUUACAUUCCUUCUGUUUUACAAAUUUAUAUAG